UCCUGGCAAUCAGCUGUGAUUUCUCCGCGUGGAGGCGCGAGCUGGUGCGGAGAAGGACGCUCGAGGCCGCAGGGAACCGGGAGGGUCGGAGGGGCGCUGGGGGCGAGCGAGCGCGCCUGUGGUCCUCGGGUGCCGCGAUGUCAGCACAGUGCUGUGCGGGCCAGUUGGCCUGUUGCUGUGGGUCUGCUGGCUGCUCCCUCUGCUGCGGCUGCUGCCCCAAAAUCCGACAGUCCCGGAGCACCCGCUUCAUGUACGCACUCUAUUUCAUUCUUGUCGCCGUCCUCUGCUGCAUGAUGAUGUCACAGACUGUAGCUAAUGAGAUGAAAGAACACAUUCCUUUUUUUGAAGACAUUUGUAAAGGCAUUAAAGCUGGUGAUACCUGUGAGAAGCUGGUGGGGUAUUCUGCGGUGUAUAGAGUCUGUUUUGGAAUGGCUUGUUUCUUCUCAAUCUUUUGCCUCCUGACCAUCAAUAUCAACAACAGCAAGAGUUGCAGAGCCUAUAUUCACAAUGGAUUUUGGUUUUUCAAGCUUCUCUUGUUGGGGGCCAUGUGCUCAGGAGCUUUCUUCAUCCCAGAUCAGGAGACCUUUCUGAAUGCCUGGCGCUAUGUGGGAGCCAUUGGAGCCUUCAUCUUUAUAGGCAUCCAGCUCUUCCUGCUCGUGGACUUUGCACAUAAAUGGAACAAGAAUUGGACUGCAGGCACAGUUCACAACAAGCUGUGGUACGCCUCUCUGGCCCUGGUGACACUCAUCAUGUAUUCCAUUGCCGCUGGAGGCUUGAUUUUCAUGGCAGUAUUUUAUACACAGAAGGAUGGUUGCAUGGAAAACAAAAUUCUCCUGGGAGUGAACGGAGGCCUGUGUCUGCUCAUUUCACUCGUAGCCAUCUCGCCCUGUGUACAAAAUCGACAGCCACACUCCGGGUUAUUGCAGUCAGGUCUCAUAAGCUGCUAUGUCACGUAUCUCACUUUCUCAGCUCUGUCCAGCAAGCCUGUAGAAGUAGUUCUAGAUGAACAUGGGAAGAACGUUACGAUCUGUGUGCCUGACUUGGGUCAGGACCUGUACAGAGACAAAAACUUGGUUACUGGACUGGGUACUACUCUCUUGUUUGUGUGCAUCUUAUAUUCAUGUUUGACAUCAACAACAAGAUCGAGUUCUGAUGCGCUGCAGGGGCGCUAUGCAGCUCCUGAACAGGAAGUAGCUCGGUGUUGCUUCUGCUUCGGUCCCUAUGGAGAAGACACUGAAGAACAGCAGAAUAUGAAAGAAGGACCAGGGGUCAUUUACGAUGAGAAGAGAGGCACCGUUUAUAGCUAUUCCUAUUUCCACUUCGUGUUCUUGUUGGCUUCCCUCUAUGUGAUGAUGACUGUCACCAACUGGUUCAACUAUGAAAGCGCCAACAUCGAAACCUUCUUCAGUGGGAGCUGGUCCAUCUUCUGGGUCAAGACGGCCUCCUGCUGGAUGUGCGUGCUGUUAUACCUGUGCACACUGGUCGCGCCCCUCUGCUGUCCCUCUCGGCAGUUCUAUGUGUGAGAUCUGAGCAAUCCUCUUGGUUCCGGCCUCCAGGCUGGAAACGACGUCCUUCGAACAAGUGUCUCAAGUCACUGAGCAGUGUGACUGGCGCUUUGUGAAAAGCUGGCAUCCUCUGGCUGGCUCGAGGGUGUCUGAAAAGGCUUUCAGGAAAAGGAAAAAAAAAAAAAAAACACCUGAUAAGCUUUUUAACUCUGAAAUUUGAAAAGAAACUACCAGAUUAUCCCAAAAGAAUUGAAUAUUUCAACCAAGCUGAUACUGAGUGAUAAUAUAUAUUUCGUAUAUGUCUUUUCCCUAAAAACAAGGAAAGCAGUUGGGCUUGUGUUCUCCUUCCGCAUGUCUUUACCAAAGCAGUUUGGGGCACGACAUCUCACAGGGAUGAAAACUUACCUUGUGUGGCCUCUCAUUUUCAUCCUUGGAAAAGAAAACACGCCAAACUUAUGGCCCCUCGGCUCCUGCCAGAGUGCAGGCCCCUCUUCACACCGUGGCCUGCCGAGCUCUUUCCACAGCUCCCCGGUAUUUACAGGGUACCGGAGGAAGCACCUGCUUUUCACUCCACCCUUGUGUGGCCUCCUCCUGGCCCCCAGGUGUUGUGAUGCUGGGAAUCACAGACUUCACAUUCUGCCAUCACUCUUCCUAGAGGUCCCCUCAUCCUUUCUGGGUUCAGCAUCUUUGUUAUAAUGUGAAAAAGCACAAUUCGCCAUCACCAACCUGCGUGAUCUUCCGUGUUAUCACUACCUGAUCCGAGUUACUGCAAUAAUUAUGACUCUUUGUGGUGUUAUUCACAUGAUUAUAGAAUGGGAUUCAUGUUGUGUCCUUUGUCUAGAUGAUGGAGGGCUGUAAUUAUUACUCGUUUGUGCUUUUAAUAGUGAUAAUUCUUCAGGACCUCACCUGAAAAGUUGCUUCUUGACUGAAGCCUGCUGCCCUGCCGUUUCAGUAAGGUCAGCCCCUCAGUUUCUCUUCCACCUCGAGGCCUUUGAAAUGGUAAAAGCAAAAGGGAUCUGCAGUGCUACCACACUCUUAAUGUCCAUUAUGGUUUUUUGGGGAGUAGAUUUGCUGAGGUGAGGAUCCCACCACCUCAAACAGAGCUGACCAGAUAAGGCCUAUUAACUAGCUGUAGAAGUGACCAGAUAUACUUAGAAGAAAAGGUGGGUGGUGGAGGUGUUUACUUAAGCCACAAACAACAUCCACGGAAAUUUCCAAAGUACGUACUUGUGAAGUAAUACUCACGAGAGAAUGGACUUUGUGCAGUUGCCAUUUUCAGUGUUGAUGUACUCAGUUAGGGAAGCGUUAACUCAGUGGAAAGUCCCUUAGAGACCCCAGUGGAGACAAGGCGGGGAUGCCCCUGUUAGUAUUUCAUGCAGGAUGGAAAGAAUCCUCCCAAACUCCCUGGCAGAGAGGGUCUGAGAAUGAAAAGAUUGGCCUGUGCCCUACUGUAUGAGUUGGGUAGAAUUGGGCCUCACUCAAGCUGGGCUGUAGUGUACCACAAUACUGGUGCAGGAAAUUAGUCAAAUUCUUUAUUUCUACUCUUUUGCCCUCCUUCCAAGAAAAUAAGGGUGGGGAGGGGAUACAAAUACAAUGGAUGAAUUCAUCUAGGAAUUUGCCUUAUUGAUAGUAUCUGAGAUUCAGGUUUAAAAGACACUCAUUAUAUGUGUAUGGGAGAGCCUUGUUUUGUAAACUUUAUCACAUUUCUUUUUUUAGGCAGGAGAUCUUUGUGCUCAGCAAUUGAAAGAUGCUGGAGUCACAAAAUGAAUAGCCGCCACGUGCAGCCCCCAUUAAGCAGGUGGGGGUUGAACUCUGUGGAUCAGAGCAGGUUGAGGGAGCUGGGGACAUGUGUGUGUAGCAGCAGCUUCCUGGCAGAGGCCACUGCAGUGGAUGGUGUAAUGACACAGGGCUCUGAGUAAUCGAGAUUGGCUUUUAGGAAAGACCACAAGCAAAGGCAGGUCACGAGAAAAGGCAGAUCAAGAGCUGGGGUUGUAUCAGUGACCAGUUUUAUGUUUUCUUCCCACUAGCUGGGUCUGGCAGCCAGUUGUGUGACUUUAGAACUGGUCUUUACAGCAGGUCAAGGUUAAGCUAACAAGGCUGUGUACUCCUUGGCUGGCCCUUGUUGACCCCCUUACCUUGCAGAAAGAAGCUCGGGGAAAUGACAUUGCCAGUGGCAGGGCCCUUGGAGCUUCCUUCCUUAGUUGCCCAGGCAACCCACCCUUUUCCAGCUGUCUAAGACUUGGUCUGUGGCCUGAAGUUCCUUUCUGAAGGAAGGUUGGUUUGACACAAGAGAAAUAGUUAUAGUCACCUGGUUUUUAUUCUUAACUGAGAUUUCGAGCAAGUUUAUCUGAAUGAUUGAGAGACAGUAGAUGUGCUCUGAGGACUACGGACAUAUAAAUAAGUUGACUUUAAUAAAUAAUUAAUUGUAAUAAACAAUACUCAGGUGAUGAGUCAAUAUUCAUAGGUUUAAAGAACCUACAUUUUUGUGCUGUUGUGAUUUAAGAAACUGGAAAAAUUGUGCCAAUUGCUUUGAGUUGCUAGAAUGAUGGUGUUCAUCUGAUAAAUUCAUUUUUAAAUAAUAGACUUUUGCUUCCUAUGACUUUUGUACAUGAUUUUUAAAGUGCACUUCCAGAAGCUGCUGGUCAGACUCCUUUAACAAUGAAAGCCGAAGAAGAGUUUUUAAAACUUCUGUGUAUGUUUUCUUUGUGCUAUUCAUCCCAUGUGGAAAUUUCCCCCCUUUCAUUUCCAUGAGUAAAAACACUGAGUGUGGAAAGGGAUUCUUCAGGUAGUGUUGCUGUAUACAUGUCAUCUGACUGAAGACCAGAGAGUUUUCUAUCAAAAGCUUUCGGACACUCUUUGUCCUUAUUCGGUCUUGCUUUUGUUGGUUUUGCUUUUGCCUUUGCACUUUUUUGGGAAAUGGCUUGAAGGAACUGUUCGCCAGAGGUAUUUUGGAGCCCUCGUAUAAUGGACUGUGCAUGUGGGCAAUUGGAGGGUGGGGUUACUGGGGAUUUGGGGUUCUGGUGCCCAUCAGAAAUAGCCAGCAGGGGUUUCCCACAGCACAUUGUUUAUUUCCAGUUCCUCAGAGGUUCCUUCAUUAUGGAUGGCCUCCAUGCAGUGCUAGUUCCUCCGCUCUCCUCCCCUCCACCAGUUGUCACCCUCUGCCUUUUUAAAAUUACGUACUUACUUAAUUUUGGCCAGAAAUUUACUACCAUUGGUGCUUCAUGUUACCUGCAAAGAGAGAAUUCCAGAGCCUAUAUUUAAACUGCCUGAACUUUUUUCUCCCUUGACUGCCUUCCCAAAUAGCAUCUCAUUUUAAUGUGCAUUAGUGUCCUGCCCCUUUUAGAAAUGAAAGAGGGUUUAUCCUAUAACUAAGGGUGUGACCAUGGGCUAAGGCCCUGCAUGUCCAGAGAGAACACUGGCCUCCUUAAUUAAAGACAGUGCAGUAGACACUUGGUUCAUGGAAUUCUCUGUAGGACAUUCUUCUUAAUUUACUAUUAGCACUAACUCUAUAUGGCUUUGUUCUUAAAGCCACCAUGUUUCCUGCCAUCUUUACUAUAUUGGUAAAGCCUCACACAUUUUAAUCUAGUGUUGCAUUUCAGGUAGAGAUGGGCUCUCUAAUAUUGGACUUACUUCAAAGGACUGGAGGGUUCUUCACACAGGUCUUUUGAACUAAUUCUAGCUAUUCUAAGAUCAUGGUUUUUUUCCUUUCCUUGGUAAAUCAUUUGCAGAGUUGUUCAUUUUGAAAGGGGAAAAUAUUUGGCUUUUACCAAAGAGGUGUUUUUGUUUUGUUUUAAAUCAAAAUCCUUUCAGCAAAAACUUAAUUGGAGAAGGGUAGAUUAAGAAUGAAUAUGUCCAAAUUCACUUCUGUAGGAGUUUAAUCAUAUUUAUGUGGGAAAAAUGAUGGGAGAAUAACUCUUUAAGCUAAUCCUUUGGGAUGAUGGAUCCUGGGAAAUUCUCUCAGGUAAGCAAAGCUUGUAGCAGAUGUGUAAUAUAUGUCUUGAGAGCUAUUUAUAAGAAAUUUAAGGGGAUCGUGUUUUCAUUUAUUAAAGAUUUAAGUUUUUUUACUUUGUAAAAAAAAACUACAAAAAUUUUAUAGUCAUAACUUUUUAAAAUUUUUAAACUUUUUUGAAACAAUUAGCUGUAGCCAAAUCAUGUGGUUAUGUUUUGCUAUAUUAGAAUUUGAAAAUGUAACGUGUGGUAAAUCUACUGUUCGAAAUUUGUAAUGGUCUCAGAUAUGGUUAGCGUUUGGAUAACUUUCUAAAUAGUUUUUUCCUCCUUUAGUCACAAAAGCAGUUGUGGGUUGAUAUUAGUUUUUUGAAGUGUCCGAAGUUGACUAGUCUCUUACUAUGUAAAAAACUCAAAACUUGUUAACUCUGUACUUUUAAUAAAAUUUAAAACUGAAAA
Pteropus alecto (black flying fox) is the source of this 5909-nucleotide messenger RNA. RefSeq names its product serine incorporator 5 (gene SERINC5). Lineage: Eukaryota; Metazoa; Chordata; Mammalia; Chiroptera; Pteropodidae. Bases 138 to 1523 code for a protein of 461 amino acids. The transcript has 12 exons. The record is from RefSeq and is a predicted model, not a curated record. Gene Ontology annotation, cellular component: membrane.